AUGGCUGUGGUCGUGAAGUUCUUCCGGUGGAUUUGGCGAAAGAUUUCUUGCUGGAUUUUGUCCUGGAAAAACAGAACUAAGUUAACCAUCAUGGAACACCCUGACUCCAGGAAACAUGUGUUGAAAAGGAUGGAGAAGCCCCCCAAAAUGAUGGAGCCUUUCAAGAUGGUUGAGACCCCCAAAGAAAUGGAGAAGAUAGAUAACCCCCCCAGGGUCUCUGAGCCCUUCAUGUUGGCCAAGACAACAGAUGGAAUGGAGGUGGGCCAUAGGGGCCGGUCCCUCCUGCGACUGCCCCAGACGGCUGUCCGGUCUAUGUCCACGCUAAUGGCUUCAGCUCUGCAGACCGGAUGGCAAAUGUGCUCCUGGAAGUCAUCUGUGAGUUCUACCUCAGUUACCUCCCAAAUGAGGACCGGGUCCCCUCUGGAAUCACCGGAAGCUGAGAUGCUGCGGGAAGUGUACCUGGUGCUGUGGGCUAUUCGGAAACAACUGAGACAACUGGCCCGCAGACAAGAGAGGCGGAGACGACACCACACCCGGACCCACUCAGGCCCCCAAUCUGAACUAAUUCAGGGCCUGAAGCAGGAUACCCGAAGCCCCCUCUAG
This is a messenger RNA of Chrysochloris asiatica (Cape golden mole), 603 nucleotides long. It is a transcript of the gene SPACDR, whose product is annotated as chromosome unknown open reading frame, human C7orf61. NCBI's taxonomy places the organism in Eukaryota, Metazoa, Chordata, Mammalia, Afrosoricida, Chrysochloridae. The record is from RefSeq and is a predicted model, not a curated record. The transcript has 4 exons. The coding region runs from base 1 to 603 and encodes 200 amino acids.